AUGAAUGUUUUAGUAUAUUCUGGCCCCGGCACUACAACUGAGGGCGUAAAACACUGUUUGGAGACUUUGAGACUCCAUUUAGGGUCGUAUUAUGCUGUUCUUCCUGUUAACGAGACUGUGUUAUUGAAUGAGCCAUGGAUGAGAAAAACGUCCUUGUUAGUUAUACCAGGCGGAGCAGAUUUACCAUACUGUAAUGUACUUGAUGGAAAUGGCACGAGAAAGAUUUCCAAGUAUGUCAAACAAGGUGGGAAGUUUUUAGGGCUUUGUGCUGGUGGGUAUUUUGGAUCUGCUAGGUGUGAGUUUGAAGUUGGCAAUCCUACCAUGGAGGUUACUGGACCUAGGGAACUUGGGUUUUUCCCAGGAACGGCCAAGGGAUGUGCAUUUAAAGGUUUCAAGUACGAACUGCGUACUGGUGCAAGAGCCGUCAAAUUGCUGGUCAAUACAGCUGCAUUACCUGGAUGUGCAAGUCACAUUUAUAAUUAUUACGAUGGCGGGGCGGUGUUUGCCAAUGCUGAAAAGUAUAAAGAUGUUGAAAUCUUGGCAAGGUACGACGACAAAACUGAUAUUGUGGAUUUAGAGAAGGCUGCUGUUGUAUACAGAAAGGUCGGUAAGGGUGGUGUUAUUUUGAGUGGUACUCAUCCUGAAUUUGCACCUCACUUGUUGCAUCCACGAGAUGAAGAUGGGGCAGGUUAUUUUAUAGUGGUUGACACACUUCGAGCAUACGAUCACAACAAAAAGGUAUUUAUGAGAGACUGUUUGAAGAAAUUGGGCUUGCGAGUUGCCGAGAGUGUUGAUACAACGAUUCCAAGAGUUACACCAAUGUAUGUUGUAUCUCCGUUCAAGGAUAAAGUUAGGGAUGUAUACCUGAUUUUAACCAGCAAGUUAGGUAAGCUGUUUGAGGAUAGUAAUGAUGCUUUUUAUUUUGCUGACGAAACGCAGGAAACUAGUGAGUAUGUUGGUAGUGAAGAAGAUCCAGUCAAGUAUAUCAACUUUCUCACUCUGGCCGGUAUACCGGAUUUGAAAAUGGUUCCCUAUUUUGACAUCCAAAAGUAUUUUGAUAAUUUGAGGAUGUUGUCGGGUGGUGACAUCAAGUUUGGGAGCAUUUUAGGUUAUUCCGAGGUGAUUACAUCUACAAACACAAUUAUGGAUAAGAAUCCGCAAUGGUUAGAGCAUCUUCCUAAUGGGUUUACCAUUACUGCAACUACACAAAUAGCAGGUAGAGGUCGCGGUGGCAAUGUAUGGGUUAACCCCCGCGGUGUCCUUGCAACGUCAGUGCUUUUCAAAAUACCACCUUCACCCUCGUCGUCGUCAACGGUGGUUACAUUGCAGUAUUUAUGUGGAUUGGCAUUGAUUGAGUCGAUUCUAGGGUAUGGAAGCAACGUUUCAGGGCAAGGCGUUGGGUAUGAAGAUAUGCCGUUGAGAUUAAAGUGGCCUAACGAUAUCUUUAUUAUGAAGCCAGAGUAUUUCAAGUCGUUGGACGAUAAAAGUGAUAUAAGUGCCACUGUUGAUGGUGACGAUGAGAAGUUUGUCAAGGUUUCAGGUGCAUUGAUUAACUCGCAAUUUAUCAACAAAACCUUUUAUUUGGUAUGGGGAGGUGGAGUUAAUGUAUCAAAUCCAGCACCAACAACGUCAUUAAACUUGGUUUUAGAAAAGUUGAAUGAGAUCAGACGUGGAAAGGGUUUAUCACCAUUACCACCAUACGAACCAGAAAUAUUGCUUGCAAAGCUUAUGUUUACCAUUGACCAGUUUUAUUCUGUAUUUGAAAAGUCAGGAUUGCAACCAUUUUUGCCGUUAUACUAUAAACGGUGGUUCCAUACCAACCAGAAAGUGGACGUUGACAAUGGCAGUGGGAAACAAAGAACAUGUAUAAUCAAGGGUAUUACCCCAGACUAUGGAUUGCUUAUUGCUGAAGAUGUAGAGACGAAAAAAGUGUUGCAUUUACAACCAGAUGGCAACUCGUUUGAUAUUUUUAAAGGUUUAGUAUAUAAGAAGAAUUAA
Messenger RNA from Candida albicans SC5314, 1998 nucleotides. Its product is annotated as biotin--[acetyl-CoA-carboxylase] ligase. Bases 1 to 1998 code for a protein of 665 amino acids. Gene Ontology annotation, biological process: protein modification process. The record is from RefSeq and is a predicted model, not a curated record. Lineage: Eukaryota; Fungi; Ascomycota; Pichiomycetes; Serinales; Debaryomycetaceae. Gene Ontology annotation, molecular function: biotin--[biotin carboxyl-carrier protein] ligase activity. Gene Ontology annotation, cellular component: cytoplasm. The transcript has a single exon.